Messenger RNA from Archocentrus centrarchus (flier cichlid), 1618 nucleotides. RefSeq names its product SH3 domain-containing kinase-binding protein 1. The transcript has 5 exons. Bases 585 to 1058 code for a protein of 157 amino acids. NCBI's taxonomy places the organism in Eukaryota, Metazoa, Chordata, Actinopteri, Cichliformes, Cichlidae. The record is from RefSeq and is a predicted model, not a curated record.
UUGAUUUCUGUCCCGCUGACUUGCUCCCAUCUGUCAUUUGUAGAUGUAGACUUAAAGGUUCUGCAGGGUUUUUCUGUCUUUCACUCUCUGCGCUUGUAUUCCUCUCUGUCACCAUGGGCAGCUAUAGCUCAGCCCUCAUUCCUGACACUGAGGAGUUUGUUUCAAUUGUGUCUGUCACGGAGAAGCUGAAUGAGCAGGCAGCUCGAGCUGCCGAUGAGAGGUUACAGUCAGAGCUUCGGACUCUGGGAAGUAUACAUUUUUAAUGAUAGCCAUCUACAAGUCAAGCCAUUCCAUUUCUACAUCAUCCUGUUUGUUUGUAGCUCGGCGCUGUGUUUGAAAAGAGUGUGUGGUGUGGUCUGUUUGUGUCCCUCUGUCCUUGGGAUAAAUUUAACUUUUCUGAGCUGCCUCAUACACACACAGACACGUACAGCUGCAGAAGAUAUCUACUUUGGCUCCUUACUUAAAACAAGGUUAAAAGGUACUUGCCCUGUAGUAAAUAGGUCCCCCCUUUUUUUGUAAUUAUGUUGAAAAUCAUCUUCUGGGACUAAGUAGCACUGAAAGCUAGAACAACAUUUCAGUGUUUAAUGUAUUUUACUUAUCAGAUGUCUCAAACUAGACUUGAUUUACAGGUAACACUCAUGAUGGAGGAGGAACGAAAGAAAACCCAGAGUGAAGCGAUGAAUUCUGCAAAGCAGCGGGAAAGUACUCAGGAAACAGCUGAGAAUGGAUCCAUCCUGCCUGCAGCAGAAACCAAAAUUGGGCCCACAGAGACUUUCUCCUCUCUCCUGCCAAAGGCCCUGUCUGCUGUGCUGCACCCAGCUCUGCCCGCAGGCAUCGACUCAGACUCACGGUCGAGCAGAAACCCAGAAGAGCACGCAUCGCCAAACCUGGAACAACUGCACACAGAGCUGAGAGACCUGAGGGGCCAGUUUGAACAGAUGAAGAGUCAGCACAACAAAGAAAUCAAACUGCUGAUGAAUGAGCUCGAUGAGGAGAAAAGGAUUCGCUUAACUUUACAGAUGGAAAUUCAACGUAUGAAGAAGCACAUGUCCAAAUGAGCAAAGAAGAUGACCCUUUCUCCGUUUGAAGUUAAAUCAUCAGAUUUCUGAUUUACCUUUUUUUUUGGACUGCUGAGUGGGCUGACCGAGAGGGCUGAAUAUUUUUUACUGAGUCACCGCUGAAAGUGCAAAGAUGAGACAAAGUGGAAGCAGACGGCCUCUGGAGAUGAGUACAGCACGGCUCAGUUACCUAUCAAAUAUUUUGUAUUUAUUUCUGAAGAUUUGCCAGAUUACCAAAGCCAUCCUUAAAACAUUCUUGAUGGGGAAAAUGUAAUCUCAAAUAUUUUGAGGUUUCCGUUUUGAGUGAUGAUUCAUACUGGGGAUUAUUGAACAGGUUUUUCCAUCAUUUUUUUCCUUUAUCAAACUGUGACAGUAACUCUGGGAGAGAGGAGGAUGAGAAAUCACAGCCAACAGUUAAUUUACACAGAUGAACACUAACUAAUACUUUGUUUGUAAUAAUGUAAUGUGGACAAACAAGCAUGAAGCUUCAUUCAAAUUUUAAGCUUGUAAAAAUAUACUGGUUUUCCUUUUGAUUGCACAAAUACUGUAAAUCUACAGGU